Molecule: messenger RNA, 1656 nt
Organism: Tachyglossus aculeatus (Australian echidna)
Lineage: Eukaryota; Metazoa; Chordata; Mammalia; Monotremata; Tachyglossidae
Gene: ATP6V0D2
Product: ATPase H+ transporting V0 subunit d2
Exons: 8
Coding region: 124-1179 (351 amino acids)
Biological process (GO): proton transmembrane transport; vacuolar acidification; vacuolar transport
Cellular component (GO): proton-transporting V-type ATPase, V0 domain; lysosomal membrane; vacuolar proton-transporting V-type ATPase complex
Molecular function (GO): proton-transporting ATPase activity, rotational mechanism
Source: RefSeq, a predicted model, not a curated record
CUUCCUCCUGAUCGGCACCGGCUCCCACCUUACCAGGAGCAGCGCAAAACGCUGGUGUGGGCUAGGGCUUCAGCUCUCCCUCUUUCUCAGUCCAUUUCAGCUGAGAUUUUUUGUUUUUCCUCCAUGCCGCAGAGUGCGGAGUUUUAUUUCAAUGCAGAUCACGGCUACUUGGAAGGCCUGGUUCGAGGGUUUAAAGCCGGCCUCCUGACCCAACAGGAUUACAACAACCUGGUGCAAUGUGAAACCUUAGAAGAUCUGAAGAUCCAUCUCCAGACUACUGACUAUGGAAAUUUCUUGGAGAGCCAAACAGGCCCUCUCACCGUUUCUACCAUUGACAAUGAAAUGAGGAAGAAAUUAUGUGCAGAAUUUCACUAUUUCAGAAACCACUCCUUGGAGCCACUCAGCACAUUCUUUACUUUUAUUACGUGCAGUUACAUGAUUGACAAUGUGAUUCUGCUGAUCAAUGGGACAUUGCAAAAAAAGUCUGUAAAUGAAAUUCUUCUGAAGUGCCACCCUUUGGGCAGUUUCAUGGAAAUGGAAGCGGUCAACAUUGCUGAGACAUCCUCUGAUCUGUUUAAUGCUGUUCUGGUUGAAACACCAUUAGCUCCUUUUUUCCAAGACUGCAUGUCUGAAAAUACUCUUAAUGAACUGAAUAUUGAAAUUAUGCGUAACAAGUUAUACAAGUCUUACCUUGAAGCUUUCUACAAAUUCUGCAAAGCUCAUGGGGAUGUCACAGCAGAAAUAAUGUGCCCGAUUUUGGAGUUUGAGGCCGACAGACGUGCUUUUAUCAUCACGCUUAAUUCAUUUGGCACUGAGCUGACCAAAAGUGAACGAGAGACUCUGUAUCCAACCUGUGGUAAACUUUAUCCAGAAGGGUUACGCCUCCUCGCCCAAGCAGAAGAUUUUGAGCAAAUGAAGAAUGUGGCCGAUUAUUAUGGGGAGUACAAGCCUUUGUUUGAAGCAUUAGGGGAUGGCAGUGGAGGAAAAACCCUAGAAGAUGCAUUUUAUGAACAUGAGGUUCAAAUGAAUGUGCUCGCCUUCAACAGGCAAUUCCAUUUUGGAGUAUUUUAUGCAUACAUAAAGCUGAAGGAACAAGAAAUGAGAAAUAUUGUCUGGAUUGCUGAAUGCAUUUCCCAGAGACAUCGAGCCAAAAUUAACAGUUACAUUCCGAUUUUGUAAUUCAGAUGGUCAUAAAGCCAGAAUAGCUUGUGAUAGAUGGUACAUAUUAAAGGAGAGGGGCAGUUAUUAGGGAAAAUAAUGGAGGAAAUGUUAUCAGAUUAUCUGGAGUGCACUAUAUUAAUCAAGUCAUCACUUCAUAGCCAUCACAUCUCUUGUAAGCACUCUAAAUAAGCACUGAAAUAGUAAAUAAAUUUUGGUGAAAGAAGAAAUCACUUUUUCUACAUUUGUAUCAUACGGAUCACCAACCUCUCCUCACUUAACUGUAAUUAAUCCAAAUCAUAGUUUUCAAGCUUACAGCUGCUUCUCUUGUGUUCUGUUUUGUUUUUUAAGAAUAAUAGCACAUUGCCACAAUUGUGUUGACCUUACUAAACUAUCGUGAUGUGGUGGUUUUGUAAAUCUUUAAAGAAACAACUCAGAAUUAGUUUUUUUUUUCCCUGAAGAAUUAGUUUGCCAUUAAAUCCACUAUUUAAAAAGCUA